UAUGAUGUGAUAUCAGUAUUGUUCUAUAAUAUCGAUACGCUUUCCUGAUACACUUUUGUAAACAUCAUCGUUGUCAUACACCGUCAGAGUGUUACACUUUGUCUUUGAUACACACUGUAAAAAAAAAUAAUAAUUUAAAAACUGGGCUACUUUCUACUACUACUUUCGUUUUUAUAAAUGCUGGACGACAAUCUCUGAACCUAAUACUACAGUUGAGGUCAUAAGUUUACAUUUACAUCAUUUAAAAAAAUAAUAAUAAGAGGGAUAAUUAAAAUUGCAUUUUGUUGUUUAUUUAGUUCUGCCCUGAAUAAACUAUUUCACAUAACGGGUGUUUACAUCUAGUCCACAAGACACAAUAAUAACUGAAUUUACACAAAUGAACCAGUUCAAAAAUGUACACACGCUUGAUUGUUAACACCGCGUGUCGUUACCUUUAUGAUCAACGAGUGUUUUUAUGUACUGUGAUAGUUGUUCACGAGUCCCUUGUUUGUCCUGAGCAGUUCUGUUCUUCAGAAAAGUCCUCCAGGUCCGGCACAUUCUUCACUUUUCCAGCAUCUUCUGCAUAUUUGAGCCCUUUCCAACAGCGGCUAUAUGAUGUUCAGAUCCAUCUUUUCACACUGAGGACGACUGAGGGACUCGUACACGACUAUUACAAGACGUGCAAACGUUCACUGGUGCUCGAGAAGGCAACACGAUACAUUAAGAGCCAGGGGGGUGUAAACAUUUGAACAGGAUUAUGGGUGUAAAUUAUUAUUUUGUUUCAAGAGCUUAUUUUUUUUUAUCAUUUAGUACUGGCCUUCAGAAGCUACAUAAGAUAUUUACAUGUUUCCCAGAAGACAAAAUAAUAAAAAUGUAUAGUCGCCCUUGAGAACUUGUUAGCAAAACCUCAGCAAAAUUAUACACCGGGAGACAUUUUGUGCAUCCUGAAGCUGUUUUGUCUUCAAGUAUAAGGAAUGUGAUAUGCUGGGUUUUGUUUUGUUGUUUGCAAUGUUUCUUUCCUAGCCGUUCUGUAUGAAUGAGUGUAUGAAUGGCAUAUUCUUGUCAUAUUUCCAUCUCACGCCCAAUGUUCCCAGGACGAGCUCCGGAUCCACUUCGACCGUGACCAGGAUAAAACUUCUCACUGAAGGUGAAUCCAUCCGUCUGUCCAUUUUCCAUACCGCUUAUCCUACACAGGGAUAGAGCCUGGAGACUAUCCCAGGGAACUCUGGGAACAAGUUGAGGGAGAUCCUGGACAUAUAUAGUCUAUUUAGACCAGCAGAGCCCUCCCCCACCCCUUAAUUUGUUAACCUACCAAUCCCCACCCACCAGCCAGCUCUCCCUUACCUUCCAGGGAGGAUGAAGGUUAACACGUGCUUCCUCCGAGACACGUGAAGCAAUUGCAUGCUUGCUUCUACGUCAUCACAGGGCAGCGUAACACGCUCGGAGGACAGCGCUGUCCACCCUGUUCCUCAUACAUGAGCUCAGAGUUACCCACGAUUGAUUGCCUAGUUUUGCUGUGAUUGACAGCGGCGAGAGAGCUUCCACAGAGCUCAUUUAAAUAAAAGUAGCUAUUACAAGUGUAUAAAAUAAAUACCAACCCUAUUUUGGUGCAUAUGUUUGUUUUCCUUGAGUCUGUUGCAAAUCCUGGCUUGAUACCAAACACACUCGAUCCGUUUUCUUUCUGCAGCUGCUUCUCUUUCAUUCCGUCUAGCAUCCUGACCUUCUUCCCAAGUAAUACCCACGUGCCCGUAUACUGGCGUCCCCAGUGAUUGUCUCGGAUCGGUCUCAUUAUGUGUGGGUGAGAUAAUUGAUGAGCAGUCCCUCCCUCGGAGAGCGGAGGUGUACUUAGAGCCACUGAAAUAGGGCAAGCACGGGAGUCCACUCAUUUGGUCCGAGCAGACUACAAGCGCACUCGGUCUCACCUGUUGGAGCUCAGCUGUUUCUCAACGUGUUCUCUACACCACUCCGCUCUCUCACUCUCUCGGCACGAUGGACAGUGCUGCUGCUUUUCUCCAAGUGUGGGGUUUGUUCGAUCCAAACGAUCAUGGCUACAUCGAAGGAAAGCACAUGGACGAGUUUUCCCGGCACAUUGUGAAGAAAUUAGGGAUGACAGACAAGCUGAUAGAGGACAGACUGCAGCGACUCAGAGACACGAGCGCAGAAGGCCGUCUACAAAUCCAUCAGGUGGCCAGCAUCGUCCUGCCGGAGGAGGAGAACUUCCUGCUGCUGUUCCGCAGGGAGACGCCGCUGGAUAACAGUGUGGAGUUCAUGAGGAUCUGGAGACGCUACGAUGCUGACAGCAGUGGAUUCAUAUCAGCGGCGGAACUGAAGAGUUUCCUUGAAGAUCUGCUCGAGCAGCACAACAAGAGCAUCACGCCAGACAAACUGGAGCUGUACACCAAGACCAUCAUGAAGAUGUUUGACAAAAACCAAGAUGGCCACCUGGAUUUAAAUGAUCUGGCCAGGAUUCUGUCCUUAAAGGAGAACUUCCUGCUGAAGUUCGAGAUGGAUGCCUGCAGUCAAAAGGACAGAGCGAGAGAUUUCGAGAAAAUCUUUGCCCACUAUGAUGUGAGUAAAACAGGAGCCCUGGAAGGACCAGAAGUGGAUGGAUUCGUCAAAGACAUGAUGGAGCUGGUCAAGCCCAACCUGAGCGGCACAGACUUGGACAGGUUCAAACAGGCCCUGCUCAGCCACUGUGACGUCAACAGAGACGGAAAGAUCCAGAAGAACGAGCUGGCGCUGUGUCUGGGGCUGAAGCUCGCUCCCUGAAGACCGGCACUCAGAGCGACCCCCUUACCUACGCACAUACACACACUCACAGGCUACCUGCUAAUGCUAACACCUUCCAUAUAACAUUUCAAGCAAUAAUGCAUGAGAACUAAACACUGCAUUCAAUGCUCAUUUAAAUCUUAUUAACUUGAAAACCUUAUGUAGUCUGUUCGGUGUUUACUUAGAAAAAGCUCUCGACUUAGAUGUAUGCGGUGUACUUUACUGAUUUACUGAUAAAUAGAUAAAUGUGAAUUUGUGUUACACAGAAAAAAGGUGUACUGCUUUUUCAAUGUAGCUCUCAGUUAUUUAGACAGCAAUAAAACACACAGAUGGGUUCAAAGUGUCUUCAACUUAAAAACAGUUGCCUUUAAAGUUAAUACUGAGAGAACAUUAAAAGAACAUUGUUAGAAUGUUCCUGUAAGAACGUCCGGUUGUAAUGUUCUGAAAAUGACUAAUUGUUAGCUUCACAACGCUAUUAGAACGACGCUCAGUAAAAUAAAUGAAAAAUGUUUAUAGUUAAACAAAAAAAAAAAAACACAAACAAACAAACACUAACAUUAUGGAAAUA
This is a messenger RNA of Ictalurus punctatus (channel catfish), 3316 nucleotides long. Its product is annotated as secretagogin. The transcript is spliced from 11 exons. The coding region runs from base 1969 to 2748 and encodes 259 amino acids. The record is from RefSeq and is a predicted model, not a curated record. NCBI's taxonomy places the organism in Eukaryota, Metazoa, Chordata, Actinopteri, Siluriformes, Ictaluridae. Gene Ontology annotation, molecular function: calcium ion binding. Gene Ontology annotation, cellular component: synapse; terminal bouton; dendrite. Gene Ontology annotation, biological process: regulation of long-term synaptic potentiation; regulation of presynaptic cytosolic calcium ion concentration.